AUGAGAGCCAGAUGUUCGAAAUACUUGUUGAUAGCGGACAUAGCCAAGGCAUUCCAUCAAGUCCCUCUUCGACCGGAGUUCCGGAACGUGGUGAAGUUCCUGUGGGUGAAAGAUCCAGAGGGGUCCACGAACCACGAAAAUCUCGUGGUCUACCGGUUCACAAAGCUACCCUUCAGAGCUUCAAGCUCACCGUUUAUUUUGGCGGCGACGAUUCUGCUGUAUUUGGAGAUGAACCCGCAUGAAAUAAAUGAGCGAAUCAAAAGUAACCUGUAUGUGGAUAAUGUCGUAUUGACAACCAAUGAGGAAAGCGAACUCCCGGAGCUGUACUCAGGAUCAAAAAAGGCGUUUAACAACAUGUCUAUGAACCUGAGAGAAUACAUGACCAAUAGCAAGGGGACUAUGGAAAAGGUACCAGUGGUGGACCGGGCCCAAUCAGAAGUGAACAAGUUAUUGGGUCACGUGUGGGAUAGUGUGAAUGAUACAAUCACAAUAAAAAUUCCUAAACCACCAACUGGCCACCCGACCAAAAGGCAGAUGGCAUCGUUUUUAGCGUCCAAUUACGACCCCCAGGGGUUACUCUCGCCUAUAAUCGUGCCGGUCAAGGAGGUUAUACAAAAAGUUGUGGGAGAAAGAGGUGAAAUGGAAACAGAGGAUUCCAAAGCAGCUAUCGAAAGAGUGGGAGGUGAUAAAGGAAUCGUUCACUCAAACGUCAUAUACACUACCGCGACAGUUGGUGGUACAUUAUGAUUACGAGAGCGUCCAACUGCUAGUGUUCAGCGACGCCUCCGAGAGGCAUUUCGCAACGGCAGUGUACGCACACUUCAGGUACAAAGACAGAGAGCCAGUCACAAAACUGGUGAUGUCAAAAUCUAAGGUGAAACCAAAGAACGUGAGCUUGUCGAUCCCGCGAUUGGAGUUGAUGGGAAUGGAGAUAGCAUCCCACGCGUCGCUCACGGCGUACAAGGAGUUGAAAAUGGAGAAAUUGAAGGGAGUGAAGUUCUUUUCGGACUCCAUGAUUGCCCUAUAUUGGGUAUUGAAGAAAGAGAAGUUGACAAAGUUCGCUCAUAACAGAGUUGAAAAAAUCCAUCAAAACACUCUGUGGUUGAAGGGGAAGGGUUUCGAUCCAUCAUUCCAUCAUUGCCCAACAGAGUAUAACCCGGCGGAUCUGGCGUCCAGAGGAGUGGUCAUGGAGAAACUGUUCAAUAACAGCUUAUGGUUCGACGGACCUGAGUUUCUCAAGAAUCCAGAAUCCGAGUGGCCGAUACGACUUGAGGGGAAGAUCAGUUAUCCGCAGGAGUUCAGGGAGCUGAUUUUGAAAGAGGUGGUCCUGAGUAAGGCAGCGAAAAAGAAGUUAAACGCGACCGCGGCGUUGGCAGUAGACACGACCGAUCAGGACGGGAAGGAAAGACCCUUCAUCCCGUACAAUAGAGUAAGUUCUCUGGCAAAGCUAACCACGGUGAUGGGGCUAGUGAUGAGGUGGUUCGUAAGAAAAUUACCGAACAAAGAGUGGGAGAGUCUGGUCAUGAGACAGUUGGCCAAAGCGAAAGACAAUCACGUCAGACAAAGAUGCAUCGCGCGCACGUUCGUGAUUGCGAGGCAUUAUGAAGACGGAAAGUCGAGACUGAAUCUCAGUCUACCGACAAAUAUGAAUUUGGAGCCGGGGGAAGAAGGAGUGUAUCGGUAUCAUCGACAACUGGACAACUCCAGAUUGUCAGCCGAUGCGAAGAACCCGAUCUUGAUCCUACGGGACCACGAACUGGCAACACUGAUAGCUCGAGAGGUUCACAGGAUGAAUAUGCACAUCCCGCAGACCUAUCUCAUCGCAGCCAUCAGACAAAAAUAUUGGAUACCACAAGUGGGAACACUUGUAAAACAGGUGAUUCGAAGGUGUUCCAGGUGCAGAAGACAGGUGGGGAGACCGUUCAGGUACCCCUAUUCCAAAACCCUGCCGUCGUGCAGAACCACACCGGUCGCUCCGUUUGCUCAUGUGGGAUUGGAUUAUUUCGGUCCAAUCACCUACAGAACGCUAAGAAACAAGGAGGAAAAAGCAUGGGUGAUGCUGAUUACGUGUUUGCUCACAAGGGCAGUUCACCUUGAGCUGGUCCUCGACAACUCGACGAUUUCGUAUUUGAUGGCGAUGUCGCGAUAUUUCGCUAGAAGGGGAGUACCCAAAUCCAUCGUAUGCGACAACGCCCCGUCAUUCAAACUGGGGAACGAAAUGAUCAACAAGGACAUCCGGGAUCGAAUCCACGGAAGUCAUGAGAUGACGGUGUUCCUCGCGACGAGAGAAAUCGAAAUCAGAAACAUAACACCCCUGUCACCAUGGAAAGGAGGUGUGUACGAGAGGGUGGUAGGCCUCGUAAAGAAACAGUUUUUAUAAGACAGUGAACAGAUUCAAGUUAACCUACGUGGAACUUGAGUCAGUGAUGAUUCAAAUUGAAGGAACUCUCAACAAUCGGCCAAUAACUUCGACUUCGGCUGAUGAGAGAGAUCCAAUCGCCUUGAGACCAAUCGAUUUGUUGCUUCCGCAGGUCCAAAUAAGUAUUCCUCUGCAGACCCAGGAGUCGCAGGGAGCGACCACGGAGAAGGUGACGAGAGAGUAUUUGGCCGGACUCAACGGAGUAUUGAAAAAGUUGUGGGUGGAGUGGAGUCAAUUAUACUUGGUCAACCUGAGAGAAUCGCAAGGCAAGGCGACAAAUUCCACAGCUACAAUCCCAAAGGUGGGGCAAGUAGUAUUAGUGGAAAAGGAAUUCUACCCACGUCACAAGUGGCCGUUGGGACGGAUCCUGAAAUUAAAGAAGGAACCGGAUGGGGAAGUCCGGGCAGUGGUGCUAUGGUCGAAUAACACGACCAUAGAAAGAUCAGUGAAGCAUCUGAUACCACUCGAAGUCGACCUGAACGAAGAGGAAACGCGAGAACAGUCCAGGGCGACAGAUCCCAAAGGGAAAGAGGACGGGAGUACGGUAGUCAGAGAAAGAUCAUCUCAGAGCGAGGGGGCUCGGACUACAAGACACAGCCUACCGAGAAAAGUCAAAAAACCCAUUGACUACAGAAAAAUGGCCGGCUGUGCCACUUUUUCGCCGGGGGAAUGUCGCGAAGUUCAGUCUAGAAAUGACAUUCCUCACGACUCAUUGUGUUGGUAACGUAGCCGAAGGCUCCGAAUUACCAACGCCAGACUACCGUCUGUCACUUCAUUAUGUUUUACUAAUAGUUACGGUGUUCAUCAUCACCGGAGGAGAGAGAUCAUCUGGCGUGCAGAGACGCAGAGAGAAGCCGAGAGGGACUCAUGCCGCAGUAGAGACACAGGCAGCGGCUUCGACCGUACUGUCGAGCGUGGCGAGACCCAUGGACGCAUUGCGGAUGCGCCUUUAAUAAAUUCUUGCAGGUAGAUCGAGCACUCCUCCUACGACUCAGUAGUCAUCGUCUGACGGCAAGGUGGAAGGUGCGCGACGAACAAUGUCGGAGGCCGGGGCAGCGGCCGAAGACUCAAUUCUCCUGUUCGACGCCAUCAUCCAUGUUGACGCCAUCUGUUGAUUAACUCUUCUUUUAUUUAUUUACCAUCACAGUCUGAACUUAGAGCGAGAACCUGUGGGCGCGAGGGGGCGCGAGGACUCACCGAACCCGAGACGGAGCGAGAAUAUCGCUCUGUCGUCGACGGAUCGCGUAGGCCCGGAGGAGUACCGGCCUAUGAGACCUGGAGCAGGGGGGCUCUGUUUUCAGAAUCUUUAUUGUAAUUCAUGUGCUAUCGGUGUAGUUUCGGAGACGCCCGCCACGAGACCCAGAGGUCUCGUAAGAAGGGUGCAGAGGUUUUGUAGCCAGGUGUCUUUUGCUCUGACAAUAAAUAUGUUCUCCGAAAAACUCCUGUUGAAAUGUUGAAGAGGGGUCACAUAGGUGACUAUUAACCAAUCGUCGAGCAGUUCUGGGGUCCAUCACUAGAAGUAACUCGCGAAAAUUCGGAUGAUUUCUUGGUCAUUUGUUUUUUACAGCUACCUGCUUUUCGGGCCCUGGAUUUUGGACCACUGAGGUCGCGGAAACGUUUACUUCCUCGUGGCUUUGUGAGUUCUAGAGUAACCUGAUCAAUCAAAUCUCCAACUACAACUUUUACGAUGUCUUACUAACUACAUAGUACUUACUGAAUCAUGACGGAAGCGGAACUGAUUGCCAAAUACAAUGUCUCCAAAACUUUUGACCAUUUCGGUCGGUUUUCGUCACCUAUGCAUAGUCAUUCUCUCAACUCAUACAUGCUUUUUAACUACGUACGAUUAAGAAAUCAGCUAGAGAAUGGAAGAUUUAGAUUUGAAGAAAUCAAAAUGAUAUGAAGGGAAAGAACGUUUAUCUCGGUAGUUUUCGUCGUUUCAUCUGGGUCUCCACAGUUUUUUAUGAGUCAACCAACAAUCGCGAAAGAUCGGACCCAAUCGAAUUAGCAAACGGGCGGAGCCUGUCAUCUUGCAGAGUUUGGCGAAAAGUGGCAGUUCGUGCAAAGUCGGCGGGUUGAGAGUCGGAAAAAGAGACAGAAUAAUCAGAUGACAUUAGCCUCUUGACAAGGCGACGGAAGUCCCACAAUUCGGCGAACAGGGACGCGUGAGAAGCCGAGUAGCAAUUGACACUCAGAGAGUGACAAUCAGCGAAGAGACGGAGACGACGAAACAAGUCAUGAUAACAGACGGAAGGGACAGACAUGUUUCGAAUUAGGGGAAGAUCGCCUCUUACCGUCCUUCAUAUAAAAAGGUAGCUCAGCGAACUUGAUCCGAAUUUUCCGCGAUCACAGUUGUUUCCAUUUCAAAAGAUUGUCGAGAUUGUCACUUCGGUGCCAGUCACCCAUGUCUUUUUUGAGCUUUUCUGACUUUCCAACAUACGAAUCUUUCUGCACUUUUGCUUUUGCAUCAAUUUCCUCUCGUCAGACAGAAGUGGACUUCUUCUUUUCUGCCGACUUUUGAUCAUCCGCUUUAAUGUUUCGCUUGUUAGAUUGAUCUUCUGCAGAAAAGCGAAAAAAUCUGUAGAAUUCGUGCGGAGAACACGGCGCUGUCUGCCGCCGAUUCACAUCAUCAGGGCGACCUCUUUAUCUGAACACAAAUCAUAUUUUCCUUAGGUUUUGUGAUUUGCGUAUCUAGUGCGAACAGUUAGAACGAACUAACAAGUUCUUUGAUCUUCCAAAACUAUUCAUUAACAUCAUCGAAUCACCAAAUCAUAAUUCAAAGAUGCGUUUUCUCUUUCUCCGAUUGUAUCUGUCCGACACAAACAACAGAAACGAAAAUGUGAUUCCAGAUGGUACCGGACAAGGCAUGUUUAGUGUGCCGGAAGGCUUCGAACGGAAUGCACUUUGGAGCAUUAACGUGUCGAGCGUGCGCGGCAUUCUUCCGGAGAGCGACGGUGCUCAAACUGCAGUACAAGUGCAAGCAGGGAGACUCCAAAUGCAACAUUGACGGGCGUGGGAGGUGAGGAGAUGAUAUCGAAAGUGAUUUUCAUUUGAUUGACGGUUUAGGUAUGUCUGUCGACAGUGUCGUUUAGCAAAGUGCAAAGCGAUCGGGAUGACGGAAGAGAGUAAGAGAUUCAAUGGGAUUCGAAGCAGAAUUGACUUGCUUUUCAGAAGUGCAACUAGACUAUGAUCCGACGUAUUCGUUUCGAGGACUGAUGGAAGACAGCGGAAGUGUAAGUGCACAUCCAGCCUAUUAAUUCCAUUAGAACUCUUGUUCAGGAUGAGUGCUGCACUCCGAAUGGAAGUCCGGCUCAGUCGGAGUGCAGCCCGAGCAGCUCCGGCCGUCAGAACUCGAGUGAUUCUCCCGGCGUCGACCCGAACUUUCUGUUUACAUUCUCACCAAAACAACAGAACGAGCCGAAUAUGGUGAUCGACUUCAGUGAACUUGUCAAAAAGAUUGAGACCCUUUUCUCGGUACGUACCCAUUUUCAGCUUCUUUUCGAAACUGAAUGAUUGCAGGUGAAGAUAGAGUGCGACUCGAGUGAAUUGGAGACUUUAACUCUUGCACUCAAACAUUUUCGUUGUGAGCAAAAGGAUCGGAGCCAAAUUCUAGUAAGAACUGCUUUCUUUUCCAUCAACAAACCGUUCUUUUCUGCUUAAGUUUCUGAACAAAGUGGACGUGACGACAACUGUGGAAUGGCUGAACGACCGCAUCUACAAGUACGCCAACUGGUUUGCCAACUCGCGAACUCUGAUGGCUCUUCCGAUGGACCAGAAGAUGCAGCUAUUCCGAUCAUCUUGGAAUGCGAUCAGAACAUUCGAAAGGCUUGAAAUGUCGGCGAAAGUGUUCGAAGAAGGAGUCAUUCGUGGCGGUGUAAGCAUCUUCUGACAUUCGACUUGGCCACAAAGAUCAUUUUCAGUACGUACUUCUGAAUGAUGACUCCGCCAUGAUUCCGGAUAGAACUCACGUGGACUUGGCAACAAUCACCGAUCUCAGCAAUCAGUACUUCAAUAAGUAAGUGACUGAUACUUCAGUAUUACAUACAACUAUGCAUUUCUUCAGACUGUUCGAGCCCUACUUUCAACGGUUUGUAGAUGAAGUGGCCCGACCACUAUUGGACUUGAAACCGACCACUGAAGAGGUGGUUUUCUGUAUGAUUCAUUUGGUUGGACUUGAUGGAAGCGAUGUAACCUCCGAAACAGGAGAAGCUUUGGAGCAACUGAGGGCAGAAAUUGCGGACCAAAUGCACGUCUACUACACGAACCACACUGACAUAAAGAUUUACUCCCAUCGUCUUCUGGUCCUUAUGAAACUGGUGAAAGCCAUGAGGGUAAGCACUUUCAAAACCUUUAUUGCCGUCUUCGGUUCCACCGUGUCAUUGCAGAGAAUAUCGCGGGAGAAGUCGAAAAUCAAGGAGCUUAUCUGGCUAUUCGACAUUUAUCACGCGGACAUUUCCGAGCCAUACUUCUUUGAGAUGUUCUAA
Molecule: messenger RNA, 6900 nt
Organism: Caenorhabditis sp. 36 PRJEB53466
Lineage: Eukaryota; Metazoa; Nematoda; Chromadorea; Rhabditida; Rhabditidae
Source: the annotation of a GenBank genome assembly